AUGGAUGAAGCAGUUAAUGGAUGGUCGAAGACUGACAUGGUAGAUAUGGUUCAACGAAGGCACGCAGCAGGCCGUCACGCGACCUGCAUAACGGGCGAAGCAUCAACCGCGAGUGACAAUUUGAAUUGCAUAGGAGAUUUUGGGAGAUUGUGGUUGUGCUGGUAUCCAAACACAAGACGCUGUAAGGAAUCCGUUUGGCUCAACUUUUGUCUACGCUGCAAGCUUCCAUUGGCUGGAUGGUUUAUGCUUCUGGUUUUUCGAGUUAUGCUGCAUUUUGGUUGUUGCAGUGAGACAGCUUUGCGACAGCCAUUGGAGAUCUCUGCAGUAGCCAAAGCAUUCUGUGAGUGUGGUGAAGAUGAGAACUGGUAUUAUAGCCUGUUCACCCUCUUUAUGCUAUUUAUGUUUGAGUCAACAAUGGCCAAAAGUCGGUUAAAAACUUUAUCAGAGCUAAGACGUGUUAGAGUAGAUAACCAGAUGCUAAUGGUCUAUCGUUGUGGCAAGUGGACGGAGAUAGCAGGAACUGAUCUUUUGCCUGGUGAUGUUUUGUCAGUCGGUCGCGCUGCUGGUCAAGAUGGAGAGGAAAAAUCCGUCCCCGCAGAUAUGCUUAUUCUCGCAGGAACUGCUAUUGUAAACAAGGCUAUCCUUACCGGCGAGUCAACGCCCCAAUGGAAGGAAAAUUCCAAGAGAUUUGACAGAGGCGUCACUGUCAGGUGCCGGCUUGUCUAUCGUAGCUGCUCUUGCCAUGAUGUUUUUAUUUAGAAUGGUGCUUCGGAGAGAGACAUUGGUGAUGGAGAUGGACAAGCUUAUUAUCUGUGUUUUGACGAAUCUUAAGGGAAGACACCAAUUGUAUGCAUAUGAAAGACGGGCCCGAAAUUACGGUCAUAUCUGUUUGCGUUGGAGAAGAGCACUGGACCGGCUAUCUUGAGCUCUAUUAUCAGAAAGAGGUUGCUGAUUUGGCAAGGCUAAAUCAUGAAAAUACAAGGAAAUUGCUUGGGUAUUGUAUAGAUAGUAGCCUGUUUACACGAAUGUUAGUUUUUGAAUAUGUGUCGAACGGAACAUUGUAUGAGCAUCUCCAUU
This is a messenger RNA of Helianthus annuus (common sunflower), 1077 nucleotides long. RefSeq lists its product as uncharacterized. Gene Ontology annotation, biological process: intracellular calcium ion homeostasis. The transcript is spliced from 8 exons. Gene Ontology annotation, molecular function: P-type ion transporter activity. The record is from RefSeq and is a predicted model, not a curated record. NCBI's taxonomy places the organism in Eukaryota, Viridiplantae, Streptophyta, Magnoliopsida, Asterales, Asteraceae. Bases 1 to 759 code for a protein of 252 amino acids. Gene Ontology annotation, cellular component: endoplasmic reticulum membrane.